CAUCCCAAAAGAAGUAAUUGUGGAUACCGCAUUUGACAGCCAUGGUUCACCAAGCCUAUUGAAAGGCGAAUUCAACUUUCGUUGAGCCUCGUGGCACGCAUGAGCCAGAAGAAAUCUGGGGAACGGAGCUCCAGGCUGGGGAACAUCUCUCCCCAUGGCGUCAGGCGCACUUGUGCAUAAAUAAAUCGCUGAGCCGCCAGUCAGUCGAGUGUCCAGAUCCGAGGAUCACCUCAAACGCCCGUAUCAUUUGAUCACCAUGGCUGGAAUCAAGUAUCCCUACAUUUGGCUGUUCUGUGGCUUUGCUGCUCUGGGGGCCUGCCUAUACGGCUAUGAUGGCGUCUACUUCAACGGCGUGUCGACUCUAGACGUCUUUGUUCGCCAUUUUGGUGAACUGAACUCGGAUGGCGAAUAUGAGAUUUCGCCCUCGCAACUCUCCAUCAUGACCUCAAUGAUCAACGUCGGCGAGCUCGUAGGUUCUUUGACGGCCGCGCCUCUCAACGACUGGUUUGGGCGCAAAGGCGUCUUCUUGACGGGCACAAUCGCCAUCGUUGUCGGCGUGAUUCUACAACUGGUCACUAGCUCGAGCAAUGUCAUGAUCACAGCCGGCCGUGUGAUCCUGGGCUACGGUGUGGGCAACUUCUCGGCCACAUCGCCCCUUUACAUGGGCGAAAUUGCACCCGAAUCUAUGCGCGGCCCGCUCCUCAUGUGCUGGCAGCUCACCCUGUCCGUCUCACAAAUCAUCGCUGCCGCCAUCAACCGUGGCGUGGUCAACAACAAGACCACGUUUGCGUACCGCUUCCCGAUUGGCUUCCAACUACUGUUCCCGGCGGUCAUCAUUUUCGGGAUAUGGUGGGUGCCUGAGUCUCCUCGCUGGCUCUUGCGCAAGGGGAAGAGCGAAAAGGCCCGCAAGGCUCUCCAGCUCCUUCAUCGCGAGGACAAGACAUAUGACCCUCAGCCCAUGAUCAAGGUCAUACAGGACGACCUGGAUCGCGAGAAGGAGAUGGAAGAAGAAGGUGGCUGGUUGCAGCUGCUCACAGACCCCAUUGAACGGCGCAAAGUGAUCUACAGCGCAGGCGCCUUGGUCGCUCAGCAGAUCAACGGCAUUCAGUGGUUUUACUAUUUUGGGACCGUCUUCUCAAAAGCGAUUGGGUUGAGCGACCCGUUCCUGAUGACCCUGAUUGUCUUCAUCAUUCAGGUCUUCGUCGUCUUGGCAGCCGUUUUGCUUGCCAACAAACUCCCUCGUCGCCCCCUGCUCAUGAUCACCACUGGCAUCAUGACGGUGUCCAUCUUCGUCGUCGGGUGUUUGGGUAUUCCAGGCGGCCAGCCCAGCAACACCAUUGGCAAAGUCAUCAUCAGCUUUGUCAUCAUCGAGAUUGUCGCCUUCAACUUUGCAUGGGGCCCCCUCGGGUGGACCAUUGCCUCGGAGAUGGCCGUGGGCCGCAACCGCAACAAAAUCUACGCCAUUGCCGUCGCCGCCUUCUGGAUCACAGUUUGGGUCACCGUCUUCACCCUGCCCUACCUCUACUACUCGGCCAACCUCGGCCCCAAGACGGGCUUCGUCUACACGGGGCUGUGUUUCAUCACCUGGGCGUAUGUGUACUUUUGCGUCGGCGAGGUCACGGGGAGGAGCAUGGAAGAGAUCAAUGGGUUCUUUCGAGAUGGUAUCCCGGCGAGGAAGUGGAGAGAACAGCCAAAGAGGGGUGAGGGUGCCGUCGACAGUGCACACGUGCAAGGCAGUGACGCCAGCGUGGUGGAGGUGGGCAAUAAUGAGAAGGCGUAGGAGGGAAACAUGUUCUGUCGAUUCGUGUAUGAAUAUGAAUUCAACGACUCCAACGAAUGUAUGCUAGAAACAUGAAGGAGGCUCACUCACCUGUACCUAGUACUGCA
Messenger RNA from Emericellopsis atlantica, 1887 nucleotides. RefSeq names its product general substrate transporter. Bases 257 to 1780 code for a protein of 507 amino acids. Gene Ontology annotation, biological process: carbohydrate transport; transmembrane transport. The record is from RefSeq and is a predicted model, not a curated record. Gene Ontology annotation, cellular component: membrane. The transcript has 3 exons. NCBI's taxonomy places the organism in Eukaryota, Fungi, Ascomycota, Sordariomycetes, Hypocreales, Bionectriaceae. Gene Ontology annotation, molecular function: carbohydrate:proton symporter activity.